Messenger RNA from Plasmodium malariae, 648 nucleotides. RefSeq names its product conserved Plasmodium protein, unknown function. The record is from RefSeq and is a predicted model, not a curated record. The coding region runs from base 1 to 648 and encodes 215 amino acids. The transcript has a single exon. Lineage: Eukaryota; Apicomplexa; Aconoidasida; Haemosporida; Plasmodiidae.
AUGAAAUUGUCUUUGUAUUUUUCAUUUGGUUCUAAAAUUUUCGAAGCUUUUCAUAAAGGGCAUGGUUAUAUCCCAGAAAAAUAUUUUUGUACGUAUUUAAAAAAUGGUCAUAUAUAUAGUUCUUUUUCCGGUCAAAAAAGAAAGUACUUCAGUGCCUUAUAUGACAACAUAAAGGAAAAGCAAAAUUUAAUUAAAGAGAUGGAUCAGCUAUAUGAUAACAUUCUUACAAGUAACUGGAACGAUUCUGUUAACUUAGUGUUAAAUGUAUCUAUUUGGGAGGGAAUCUUAAGUUCAAUGGAAGAAAAAAUAAAAGCAUACGAAUAUGAUAAGGAAAUAACAAAAAAAAAAAAAGAAAUUAAUGAAUUAUUUGAUGUAUUAUUUAUAUUAGAAGAUUUACGUGAUCAUAUAAAUGAAAUUCUCGAACAGUCAUCUCGUUGUAGCGGUUUAGCAGGUACACAUAUUCUAGCUUCUUUUAAAAUUGAAAAUAUGAACGAACAUUUAGAUUUUUUAAAAAAAAAAUAUGAACAAUUAUUAGUAAGUUACCCUUUAUAUAAAUACCAAAUUAAUUUAGUACUGGGUCAAGGCUUAGCUUUGCUAAGACAAAGAUACACCUUUGAAUGGAAGCAUAUGCACGAUUUCUUUUUCUGA